GCAAGCCGAUGACAGCUCAGCUACAUUUGACAUCGGUGAACGACCAGAACGAAAACAAUAACAUUCCAAGCAAAGUUGCUUUGUGUGGUUGCGGUUCUCACGCAGCUCGUACAACAUAAUCCACAUUUCGCUUAGCUUCUUCCGGUCAGGCGUACAUAAUGUUGGCCAUGUUUUGAAUGCUUCACCGUCAGUAUGACGUCGUGUCGAGACAUUCUACUGACCGGCAGUACGGCCACCGACCCGUACUCGGAAUGGAACAACACGUGCCGGACGUGUUUGCAGGCGGGCGAAACACGGUCCAUCUUCGAGCUGGAGGCUUGUUCGCCGAUGUCCUACGCGGAAAAGGUGAUGCAGUGUGCGAGUGUGGCUAUCCGCGAGCACGACAAUCUUCCCGACCGAAUCUGUACGCAGUGCAUCGACGAUCUGAACGUGGCGUACCGUUUCCGGUUGAACUGUCUAGAGGCAAAUGCAUUGCUGCUAGGAGCGAACAACUUCGACUGUUUCGAAGCGAAGACGAAGGAGAGGCAGGCGGCGGAAGUUGCACCGUGCUCACCGGAUGACGGGCGGGACCAGAUAGCGAUACAGAUGGAUUCCGGUGUGAUUUAUACGUAUAAACCACCGAUCGGGUUGGAUGUAAAACUGACCCAACCGAGUGCGGACGACGGGGCGAAGAGCGCACCUACUAUGACGAUGAUCGAUCCGCCAUCGAUGUCAAACGCCGCAACCGAGGACGAUAGCAUGCUGCUCACCAUGGAUACGACGCUACCGGCAGAGAAACGUGACGAAAUAGAGUACAUUAUCUAUGUGAAAGAUGACAACGAUGAGCAGGAAUCUACACUGCCGACGAUGAAAGCAAAUGCCGCACCAAUGGAACCUGCCAUCCAUUGGGAACACACUGAGCAAACGGUAGUCGACAAUCGAAACCAUUCCACCGGACAGAAGCGCGUAAAAACGUUGCAAACCAUCCGCAAAACGAACCGACCGAACGAGAUGAAACCAACAAUCGAAACCGUCACCUCACAGCCGGUAACGGACGGUACCGGCGGUAUGGAGACGGUGAUACGCGUGAAACGCAACCUGGCCGGCCCGAAACCAUCGUUCCUGUGCAAAAUCUGUGAUGUGACGUACAAACAUAAGCAUGCGCUCGAUACGCACAUGCGGCGCCACCAGGGCGAUCGGCCGUACAAAUGUGAGCACUGCGAUAAAUCGUUUGUCGUGCCGUUCGAACUGCAACGUCACGCACGCAUCCACACGGGACAAAAACCGUACAAAUGUCGGUACUGCGAGCGAGCGUACUCGGACUUUGGCAGCAAAACCAAGCACGAGCGUACGCAUACCGGUGAGCGACCGUACGUGUGUGACUAUUGCGGUAAAUCGUUCUCGUACUCGCACGUGCUAAACAGUCAUCGGCUGACGCACACUGGGGUGAAGAAAUUCGGCUGCACAAUCUGCGGCAGACGGUUCGCCAAAUCGCACCAUUUGAAGUCGCACCGCAACACGCACCAAACGCAAUCGCUUGUCGCAACCGUGACAGCGUCGGAGGAGGAUGGUCUAGUUGAACUGCACGGUGAGAACAACAACAUCAAGCAGGAAACGGUGGAUGUCGUGUAUUCGGCCCUGCUUCAGGAUGAGUUGAUCGCAUCGAACGAUGUGCUUCCGAUGAACGAAACCACUCCACUGCUGCUCGGCCCGCAAUCGGACGGCGGAGGUGUGCUUGUCGAUGUGUUUCCGGACACCGGCGCUGGACUGAUCCCAACCGAAUGGUCGAUGGUGGACGGUGGCGUGAAGGGAGAGCACACGGGUCCGUCCGUGGUAACGAUCACACCGGAGGAGUUGGAAAAUGUGUCCAUCGUUACCUUCAACGAUUAUAUGAUGAAAACAGCCGGGCUGGACGGUUUUUUGGUUGAGGACGAGCCGGCAGACGUCGGGGAUGUGUUGGUGGAGCGACAAAUGAUGGACAGAUGAUUGGCGGUAAUGCAAAUGGGUGGAUGAACGCUCCAGAAGGUAGGCCCCGGUAUCGGUAAAGCAUCCUGAUCGUGAACAAUCAACCGCGCGGUUAGCGAAUAGGCAAGGCGGCGAGAUCGAGCCUGGUUCUGGAACCAAAUAUAGUUACGAAUAGCAUUGACUGAUGGAGAAGUACAAUUAUCUCAUAGGAAAAGAUCCAGUCCAUGGUCGAUCUGGCAGCCCUAACCUCACAAUCAGACCACCCCAGUAUGAGAAAAAGUCCAACUUUUGUUUGUGUUUAUAAAAUACGUGAUUAUGCUUUAAUUUCAUUGCGCUUCCGUUUUUCGUUGUAUAAGUUAUUGCUUGCUUUCCGAUAUGCUAUCGUGGUAAAUCGAACAGGUUAAAAUGACGUUAGAAGUCAUAGGAGCUUUCCUCGCUUUCCUCGCUUUUUCAUCAAAUCUCCGAAUCUAUCCUUGAGCUUCUUUCGUUGAGUUUCAAUUAAAAUAUCAUUUGUUCAGCAUCGCUGCGCCCUUAUUCCUUAUUCUUUAAGACGGUAAUAAAUACUUGUCGAAUAUUAUC
This is a messenger RNA of Anopheles stephensi (Asian malaria mosquito), 2523 nucleotides long. Its product is annotated as myoneurin-like. Gene Ontology annotation, molecular function: DNA-binding transcription factor activity; RNA polymerase II cis-regulatory region sequence-specific DNA binding; zinc ion binding. The transcript is spliced from 3 exons. Bases 193 to 1965 code for a protein of 590 amino acids. The record is from RefSeq and is a predicted model, not a curated record. Gene Ontology annotation, biological process: regulation of transcription by RNA polymerase II. Gene Ontology annotation, cellular component: nucleus. NCBI's taxonomy places the organism in Eukaryota, Metazoa, Arthropoda, Insecta, Diptera, Culicidae.